Molecule: messenger RNA, 1928 nt
Organism: Rubroshorea leprosula
Lineage: Eukaryota; Viridiplantae; Streptophyta; Magnoliopsida; Malvales; Dipterocarpaceae
Source: the annotation of a GenBank genome assembly
CAAAUCAUUAAUCCCAAAAUUUCAUUACUAAUUUCGGUUUUCUCAAUCAUCACUCUCUUUACUAUUUCCUAGGAUGAGAAAUUUUUCCGUAGAUUUAGCGUUUUCUAUUUUAGUAUGAAACGACGUCGGAUUAAUUAACCGGUGUCGUUUUCAUUAAAUGAAAAACUGAAGCACGACUUGGUGUUAAUUCAUCUGCUCAUCCGAUCACAGGAUCUCCUCAUCUCUGUUUCUCCGCCAUGGACGAUCUUGCAUUGCAGAAAAUUGCAGUGUCAGGCCCCACACUGGCCUCCAUGAUCGAGCGGAUCAAUUCCUGCUUGGGCGACGCCGACGGUCUUCUCUUCGGCGAUGUCGCCAGCAUCACACCCACCGCACUCUCCGACGACUCUACCCAAACUCCCUCCGAUUCGCAGCUUGUCGCCACUAUCUCCGGCUUCCUUUGCUUCAUCUCUCCCCUCUCCUUCUACGAUUCAGCCGGCCGAGUUGACCCGACCCUCGUCACCACUCAUCUUAACCAAAAACCCCUUAUUGGUUGGUUCUCCUCUCGCCGGAAAACCCCCAUCCGCCCCUCCAUGCGUGAAUUCUCUGUCACCCAUUCUCUCUCCUCAAUCCCAAAUUUAUCUCUUCCCAUCCAAAACCCGAACUUUAGUUCCAAUUUCCCGCCUUCAAUUUUUCUCCUUUUUACUACUCCUUUCCAGGACCAAUUAAUCCACACAAACCAGUAUUGCGCAUACCGGUUUCAAUUACAGAAACAGUGUUUUAGUCCUGUUUCGAUUGAUAUAGUGAACAUUGGGCCUGCGUUUAGGGGGCAUUAUGGGUCGUUUUGCCCAAGCUCUGCCCUGCCAUUUUUGAGCUGUGAGUUGAAGAACUCAGCGGCCAUGAAUGAGGAUAGAGAUAAGGGCAGUUUGAGUGGCGUAAAGCAGGCGGCAAAGGAUCAGGAAGACUUGGACAUGUGCGCGGAGGGGAUGGACAUUGGGAGGUUAAGCCAGUUAAUGGGGCCAGAGGCUGCCAAUUACACAGCCGGGUUGGAGCAUUUGUAUGAGAAGAUGCUAACUAAGCUUGAGAGCUUGUCCAGGCUCGUUGAAGCCAGUUCUGCUAAGGUUCUUGAGCAGGUUUGUUUGUGUUUACUGUUUCUAUGUAACAUUUAUGUGUGCAAUUCGUGGCAUCUUGCUUAGAUACUAGCUGGGGAGCUUUCAAUUGAAUUACCAAAUAUGUUUAACAUGAUGAGAUCAUAGCUAUUUUUAUCCUCUAUGCCCUUAAAUUAGGUUUCUUUUUGUAUUGUGAUGAAUGCUCUGUUUGGAUUAGCUGUUAGAAAGCUGUGUUGUUGGUCUCUAUUGGACAACAACAAUUUUCAGCCAUCCGAUAUGGGCUAUCACAUAUCACCCUAUCAGCUACAUAACAUAGGCAAAAUCUUACUUCCUUGAAGUAGCUCUAAUGGCUUUUAAAGUGAGUUUUGCAGGAAAAUCACAAUAGGAAGUUGAGGUUGAAAGUUGCAAAAUCUGCUGGAGUUGAAUGACUAUUACUUUACUAGUCUCAGUUCCUUGUUUUUAAUUUUAGAAAACAGGGAACGGGACGUAUCUUGGAAGGGGGUGAAUCUGGUGCGUAUCUUGGAGCUGACAUUCAGAAGAUUAUCAAUUUCAAUGCUUCAUGAGGUCAGAUUCCUUUUUGUUGACCCUUAGCAUGGUUUAGCAGAAAAACAACGCAGCAGCUGCUGAUGCUCCAUGAUCAGAAAUCUUGUUGGUCUUUUGAGGUAGUGGUGGAUUUGAAUUUUGAAGCUUCCAUCUAUUUAUGGGUUGUGUACCCUUAAAACGUUAUUAUCCCUUUGUAUUUGUAUAUUUUUCCAUAUUUUUCUAUCUUUUCUCUCUGAACUUUGAAGUCUCUGUUUUGUUAGACCUCCAAACCAAUGAGAGCAUGCCUGAGUUAGAAUUUAC